This is a messenger RNA of Microcebus murinus (gray mouse lemur), 2715 nucleotides long. The record is from RefSeq and is a predicted model, not a curated record. Lineage: Eukaryota; Metazoa; Chordata; Mammalia; Primates; Cheirogaleidae.
AUGGGGUUCAGUGUGAAUGUUAUUCUGUUCUUAGCCUUGCAUCUCUUGCCUAGAGUGAAGAGCUCAAUGGUGAGUUUUAGUAAUAACGGCUAUGAUGGCAUUGUCAUUGCAAUUAACCCCAGUGUACCAGAAGAUGAAAAACUUAUUCAAAACAUAAAGGAAAUGGUAACUGAAGCUUCUACUUACCUGUUUCAUGCCACCCAACAAAGAGCUUAUUUCAGGAAUGUAAAGAUUUUAAUUCCAAUGACCUGGAAGUCAAAAUCUGAGUACUUAAUGCCAAAACAAGAAUCAUAUGACCAGGCAGAUGUCAUAAUUGCUAAUCCUUAUCUGAAAUAUGGAGAUGAUCCCUAUACACUUCAAUAUGGACAAUGUGGAGAAAAAGGACAAUAUAUACAUUUUACCCCAAACUUCUUGCUGACUAAUAAUUUGCCUAUGUAUGGGCCCCGAGGCAGAGUAUUUGUCCAUGAGUGGGCCCAUCUCCGGUGGGGAGUAUUUGAUGAGUAUAACAUGGACCGGCCAUUCUAUAUUUCUGAAAAGAACACUAUUGAAGCAACAAGAUGUUCCACUCAUAUUACUGGUACUAAUGUGGUUUUCAAGGAAUGCAGUGGGGGCAGCUGUAUAACAAGGCCAUGCCGACGUGACUCACAGACAGGGUUGUAUGAAGCAAAAUGUACAUUUAUCCCAAACAAGUCCCAGACUGCAAAGGAAUCCAUAAUGUUUAUGCAAAAUCUAGAGUCUGUAAGUACCUUCUAUUUUGAGAUUCUCAGAAACACACAUAAAGACGCUCCAAACCUACAAAACAAAAUGUGCGAUCACAAAGCCUGGGAUGUAAUCAUGGUUUCAUGAUUUUCGGAAUGUAUCUCCAUGAGAGGAACGAAUCUACCACCUCAUCCUACAAUUUCAUUGCUCAAGUCCAAAGCGAUAGUCUGUGUUAGUACUGAUAAAUCUGGAAGCAUGCACACAGAAGACCGUCUCUUUCGAAUGAAUCAAGCGGCAGAACUGUACUUGAUUCAAAUUAUUGAAAAGGAAUCCUUGGUCGGGAUGGUCACAUUUGACAGUUCUGCUAAAAUCCAAAAUAAUCUUACAAAAAUAACUGAUGAUAACACUUACCAAAGUAUCACUGCAAACCUGCCUCAAGUAGCUAGUGGUGGAACUUCGAUUUGCGAUGGACUCAAAGCAGGAUUCCAGGUAAUUACCCAAAGUAACCAGAGUACUUCUGGUUCUGAAAUCAUAUUACUAACAGAUGGGGAAGACAAUCAAAUAAGCUCAUGCUUUGAAGAGGUAAAACAAAGUGGUGCAAUCAUUCACACCAUUGCUCUGGGACCGUCUGCUGCCAAAGAACUAGAGACUCUGUCAAAUAUGACAGGAGGACAUCAGUUUUUUGCCAAUGAAGACAUAAAUGGACUUACUGAUGCUUUCAGCAGAAUUUCAUCUAGAAGCGGCGACAUCUCUCAGCAAGCUCUUCAGUUGGAAAGUAGAGCCUUGAAUAUUACAGGGAAGAAAUGGAUAAAUGGUACAGUGCCUGUGGAUAAUACAGUUGGAAAUGAUACUUUCUUUGUUGUCACAUGGACAAUACAAAAGCCAGAAAUUCUUCUUCAAGAUCCAAAAGGAAAAAAAUAUAAUACCUCAGAUUUCAAAGAAGAUCAACUAAAUUUUCGAUCUGCCCGUCUUCAGAUACCAGGUAUUGCAGAGACAGGCACUUGGAUUUACAGUCUUCUAAAUAAGCAUGCCAAAUCUCAAUUGCUAACGGUGACAAUGACCACUCGAGCAAGAAGCCCCACCACAGUCCCAAUAAUUACAACUGCUCACAUGAGUCAAAAUACAGCUCAUUACCCUAGCCCAAUGAUUGUUUAUGCACGAGUCAGUCAAGGAUUUUUGCCUGUUCUGGGAAUCAAUGUAACAGCUAUUAUAGAAACUGAAGAUGGACAUCAAGUAACAUUGGAGCUCUGGGACAAUGGUGCAGGUGCUGAUACUGUCAAGAAUGAUGGCAUCUACUCAAGGUAUUUUACAGAGUACCAUGGAAAUGGUAGAUACAGUUUAAAAGUACACGCCCAGGCAAGAAAAAAUGCAGCUAGGCUAAGUUUAAGACAACGACAAAACAAAGCUCUGUAUAUACCAGGCUAUGUUGAAAAUGGUAAAAUUAUACUGAACCCACCCAGACCUGAAGUCAAAGAUGAGAUGGCAGAAGCUGAAGUAGAAAACUUCAGUAGAGUAAGCUCCGGAGGGUCAUUUACUGUAUCAGGAGCGCCUCCUAAUGGUGAUCAUACUGCUGUGUUCCCACCUGGCAAAAUUACAGACCUUGAGGCUAAGUUUAGAAGCGAUCAUAUUCAACUUUCAUGGACCGCCCCUGGCAAGGUCCUCGAUAAAGGAAAAGCUGACAGAUACAUUAUAAGAACAAGUAAGCAUUUUCUGAACCACCAAGAAGAUUUUGACAAUGCUACUUUAAUAAAUACUUCUGGUCUGAUACCUAAGGCAGCUGGCUCAAGAGAAAAUUUUGAAUUUAAACCAGAACAUUCUAAAAUAGAAAAUGGCACCAAAUUCUAUAUUGCAAUUCAAGCCAUCGGUGAAGCCAAUCUCACCUCAGAGAUUUCUAACAUUGCACUAGCAACUAAGCUUAUUCCUCCACAGGAACCCAGUGUCCCUGCUCUAGGUGCCAAUAUUUCUGCAAUCAGUUUGGCAGUUUUUGGAUUAGUUGUUAUUUUAUCUAUAUUUUAA